Aspergillus udagawae is the source of this 1047-nucleotide messenger RNA. RefSeq lists its product as uncharacterized. The record is from RefSeq and is a predicted model, not a curated record. Bases 1 to 1047 code for a protein of 348 amino acids. NCBI's taxonomy places the organism in Eukaryota, Fungi, Ascomycota, Eurotiomycetes, Eurotiales, Aspergillaceae. The transcript has a single exon.
AUGGAGCAGAUGCAAAUGUGGAAAAUACAUCGGGACGGUAAGCAAUUCCAUAUCCAUUGCCCCGUCAAUGACCAACGAGGCAUUAGAAACGCCCUUCAUCUGGCAAUGAUUAGUCCGCGAGAAGAAGAACAUCUGGAACUGGCCCGAUUGUUAGUAGAAAAAGGGCAAGUGGAUCCCAUGGGAUCAGUCCGAGAAUUUGGCCUCAUACAUUCAUACGCUGGUCCGGUGGACGCCUUCAGAUACCUCAUCCACCAAGAUGAGUUUCUAGUCGAUCUCGAAGAGCGAAACCGUGGCGGAAAAACGAUUUUGCAGCAUCAGAUCUUCCACCGACUCUAUUACGGGGAUUCGUUCGAGCGGAUCCUAGUCCUUUUUGGUGCUGGUCACCUUCUUCCGGGAGAUCACAUUGACGGAGACCCGACCUAUGACGGCUAUUCCGCGCUCCACUGUGCUGCUCACGUUUGGGCUGCAGCGAAGCUGAGAGAAGACGAGCACACAGCGCGGCAAAGCGAGUUGGUUCUCCGGAGUCUUUUGAGUAGAGGAGAGGAUAUACAUAGAGUAAGCGGCCGAGGUUACACGGUUUUAACGACUAUUGGCGAGAUGAUUCACUUCUCCCGCAAGGAUCCUGGGCUUCAUCAAGAUGUCAUAGCUACAUGGCUCACUCUGCUUUCAGAGGCGGGACACGAUGUCAAGGCCUAUUGCUUAAUGGAAAGUACCCUCGAGAGGAGGAGGAGACUGGAGACUCCACGAGAGGAUUUUCAUGUCAUCUUUGAAGGACUGGAUGGGGUGGAGAGAGUUGAUGGCCUGCGUAUAUAUAUCUCCUCACUGGAACAAGUGAUUGAGGUGGAAGAUGAGGAUGAGGGACCCCCGAAAAUUGAGAGCACACGCGCAUCGUCAUCUCCGUUGACUCGCGGUGUUCGGGAAAGGCCUACUGGGGUCAUACUUCCAAAUCUUUCCGUCUUGUUGGGUCUGACAAAGACCACAGUUGCGAUCGUCAUAUUCAUGUUGCUCCUCUACUGCUGCUUCGUCUCAAAUAGGUUAUGGCGUUGA